Messenger RNA from Bufo bufo (common toad), 1566 nucleotides. It is a transcript of the gene RAG2, whose product is annotated as recombination activating 2. Gene Ontology annotation, molecular function: sequence-specific DNA binding; protein binding. The transcript has a single exon. The record is from RefSeq and is a predicted model, not a curated record. NCBI's taxonomy places the organism in Eukaryota, Metazoa, Chordata, Amphibia, Anura, Bufonidae. The coding region runs from base 1 to 1566 and encodes 521 amino acids. Gene Ontology annotation, biological process: V(D)J recombination. Gene Ontology annotation, cellular component: nucleus; DNA recombinase complex.
AUGGCCCUUCAGACAUUAGUCGCUUCCAAUAACACAUCCCUGAUCCAGCCAGGAUUCUCCCUGUUUAGAUUCGGAAGACAUGUCUUCUUCUUCGGACAAAAGGGAUGGCCAAAACGUUCCUGCCCCACAGGUGUGUUCCUGGUGAAUCUCAAAAACAAUGAGUUGAAACUUCGUCCCUCCACUUUCAACAAUGAAUCUUGCUACCUCCCACCAUUAAGGCAUCCAGCCGUGACAGGCCUUUCGGAUAGUUCAGACGGGGAAGUCAUCCAAUAUCUGAUCCAUGGAGGGAAGACGCCAAACAAUGAGGUGUCUCAAAAACUCUACGUCAUCUCAAUGGCCUCCUCGGUCAACAAAAAAAUAACACUCUGCUGUACAGAGAAGGAUUUAGUAGGGGAUACUCCUGAAGCAAGGUAUGGCCAUUCCAUCAAUGUAGUCCACAGCAGAGGCAAAAAGGCAGUCCUGAUAUUUGGUGGAAGGUCCUAUGUGCCCUUGAAUCAAAGAACCACAGAAAAAUGGAAUAGUGUUGUUGACUGUCAACCAUUCAUCUACCUCAUCGACCUCCAGUUUGGUUGCUCUACUAUGCACAUUGUCAAGGAAAUUCAAGACGGAGUUUCUUUUCAUGUCUCUAUAGCCCGCAAUGAUACAGUCUACAUUAUUGGUGGACACUUGCUUGAAAAUAAUGUAAGAUCUCCAAAGAUCUACAAGAUUAAUGUGGAUCUACUUCUCGGAAGUCCAGCCAUAACUUGUAACAUUCUCCAAUCUCUCCUGUCUUUUUCAAGCUCUAUUGUGACCAGUACCUGUCCAGAUGAGUUUUUUAUUGUUGGCGGCUAUGAGUCCGACAGCCAGAAGAAGAUGACUUCUCACAAAGUUUUUCUAAGUAAUGACGACAUUGAAUUCAAGGAAGUUGAGGCUCCUGAUUGGACAGGGGAAAUUAGGCACAGCAAGACAUGGUUUGGGGCAGAUAUGGGUCAUGGAACUGUACUUAUGGUCAUCCCAGGGGACAACAAGAACCAACAUUCAGAUAGUAACUUCUUUUUCUACCUAAUCAGUCAUGGGGAAGAGGACAAUUUGAUGGCUCAGUCAUGCAGUCAAGGAUCUCUUGAAGACCAAGAGGACUCCAUGCUGCUUGAAGACUCGGAGGAGUUCAUGUUCAACACAGAUGGGUUAAUUUCUGAUGAAGACAUGUAUAACGAGGACGAUGAAGAAGAUGAGUCAGAAACUGGGUACUGGAUCAAGUGCUGCUCUGACUGUAAUCUAGAUAUUAACACUUGGGUCCCUUUUUAUUCUACAGAACUUAACAAACCAGCCAUGAUCUAUUGCUCCAGCGAAGGUGGCCACUGGGUUCAUGCCCAAUGUGUGGACCUGUCAGAAAAUAUGUUGAUCAAUCUGUCCGAAAACAGCAUCAAGUAUUUCUGCAAUGAACAUAUUAAAUUGGAAAGGGGGCUGCAAACACCUAAGAAGAUGACCACUGUUAUGAAACCAUCGAUUAAGCGAGUAGGUCGAACACCAUCUAUCAGCAGAAUGUCACCCGCAAAGAAGUCUUUUCUCAGACGCUUGUUUGAGUAA